AUGUUCCCCAAACAGUCACUACUUUUAGUAUUCACGACUUUUGUGUUGUGUGAAGCUGGAUUUUUGGAAACUUUACCAAAAUGUAAGAUAAACGACAACGAAUGUAAGAAAGGUCUUAUUCAAUCGGUGAUAAAGAAUCUCGCCAAAACGGGACUUCCUGAAAAGGGAAUUCCUAAAAUUGAUCCUUUGUCUAUUAACAAUGUCUCUAUGUCAAUCGCCGAUGUCAUUGACCUUACUUUAAUCGAUGGAAUUGCCAAGGGCAUUAAGGAUUGCACGGUCAAUAAGUUUACCGCCAGCAUUGAAGAUGAGUGCAGUACUAUUGAGAUGACAUGUGACGUCACAAUCAAAGGACGUUAUAAAGUAUAUUCAGCCAGUCCUUUCAUCAAGGCCUUCUCUGGUGGUGAAACUGUUGAAGGCGAAGGCAAUGGAAAAGUCAAAAUUGAAAAAUUAUUCUUGAGGUUUGACUUCGAUCACUUCUUCCAAAAACGAGGUGGUAAGGUAUACCUCAAAUUCAAGAGUAAUAAAUUGAAGUACCAGUAUGACAUCAAAGGAAAAAUGAUGUUCUUUGCUGACAGUUUGUACAUAGGAGGCAAAGAGUGCAGCAAGUCUGUGAUGGACGUGAUGAAUCAAAAUUGGAAGUUCCUGAUGACUUCAUUCGGAAAACCAUUCAUGGAUAAGUCUAUGGAUUUUGUCACAAAUUUCCUAGAAAAAUAUUUCGGUGCGGUGUCAGCAGACUACAUGUUUGACGAAGAUUUAACUCAAUAUGCGAGGAGCGAGUAA
Messenger RNA from Spodoptera littoralis (African cotton leafworm), 780 nucleotides. NCBI's taxonomy places the organism in Eukaryota, Metazoa, Arthropoda, Insecta, Lepidoptera, Noctuidae. The record is from the annotation of a GenBank genome assembly.